AUGAUAUCCCACGUACGACUUUAUAAGCACGUAUCAACGGACGUCAAAGACUCAAAACCGCGUCGAAUUACGCGCAAAUUCGUUCAAAUUGACCGAAAUCGAGGAGAAUUCAUUAAAGAAAUAGAUAAUCUCUAUAGAUAUACGUGGAGCGGCACCCCGACCCGAUUCUCGAACUAUAUUAAAUGGCACCUAGAAAUCUAUAUACGAUAUUUAAGAUAUUAUAAUUAUGAACGCGCUAAAUACGAGGAUCUAAAGAUCAUUAAAGAAUACGUCUACGCCAAGACCGGGAGAUCCCAAGGGUCCUGUACAGGCCCUGUAUUAGAAUUACCACUCGCUUGGCCUACUCGAUCCGAGUAA
This is a messenger RNA of Penicillium pulvis, 357 nucleotides long. RefSeq lists its product as uncharacterized. NCBI's taxonomy places the organism in Eukaryota, Fungi, Ascomycota, Eurotiomycetes, Eurotiales, Aspergillaceae. The coding region runs from base 1 to 357 and encodes 118 amino acids. The transcript is spliced from 3 exons. The record is from RefSeq and is a predicted model, not a curated record.